AUGCGUCACUUCUUCGCAACAGCCGUGGCCGUAGCCACGAGCAUCCUGUCUCACCGCACCGCUCUCGCAUUGCCCGUCGUUGCCGAGCCUGCCAAUGCCGUGCAGAGCGUCAUCAUCAGCGCGCACAACACGCUCAACGGCACCGCCCCUCCACAAUCGCAACAACAGCAACACCAGCAGAGCCUCGGCGUCACCGACUUUACCGCCUCCUCGACCUCGACCUCGACCUCGUCCAACUCGCUCAAGUUCGCCGUCCACAACAACCUCCCCAGCACUCAGCACGGGCUGAUGGCCUACGUCACGGGGCGGGACAUGUCUGGGGCGGUGGUGAUGCUCAACAGCGCAGGGCAGUGGUACUACCCGGACGCGCAGGGGAGCAUGAUCCCCGUGGCGAUCCCCGAGUCGGCCAACAUCGGCAUCCCGCUGUCCCCCAAGACGUCCGAGUUCACGAUCCCGGACUUCAUCGAGUCUGGCCGCGUCUAUGUCUCCGACGGCCGGCUGUCCUUCCUCGUGGUCACGUCUGACCUCGGCGGGACGACCCUCGUGGAGCCGUCUGCCGCGAACCCGGCCGACGCCUCGGCCAACGUCAACUGGGGCUUUGUCGAGCUGACCAACCUCAAGGACGCGGGAAUCUUCGCCAACAUCUCGUUUGUCGACUUUGUCGGGCUGGUCAUGGGCAUGCGGCUGCACCUCGCCUCCGGCGACGCGGCGACCCAGACCCAGCAAGUCCAGGGUCUCGCCGGCGACGCAGUCCAGGCCAUCUGCGACGAGAUGCACGCCCAGGGCGCAAAGGACGGGCAGCCGUGGGGGGACAUGUGCGUGACGGACGCGGCGUCGGGUAAAGCGCUGCGCGUCAUGGCCCCCAACAUGUACGUCGCGAGCCACGCCGAGGCCAUGCUCGACUACUACACCGAGUACGUGGACAAAGUGUGGGCGCGCUUCGCCGGGGAGGACCUCGUCAUCGACACGCAGUCCGGGGCCGGGAAAGUCGCCUGCCGUGUCAAGCCGGCGCAGAACAACCCAGACAAGCAGGUGCUCGCGUGCGACGGGGACAACCGCGAGUACGUCAAGCCCGUGGCGAGCGACAUCUGGGGCUGCAACACGGGGCCCUUUGCCAUCGUGGCUAGCGACAACGACGUGCACAAGGCGGUCGUGCCGCGGCUGUGUGCGGCUUUCACGAGGUCGGAGCUGCUCGUCGAGGGCGGCAGCAUCUGCACGCCCAGCGAGGAGAGCAGCAAGCGCUACUACCAGGCGGACCCGACGAACCACUAUAGCCGCAUCAUCCACGAGCACCAGGUCGAUGGCAAGGGGUAUGCCUUUUCCUACGACGAUGUUAACCCGGACGGGCAGAACGCGGCCGGCGUGGUCGCCGGCCCUUCGCCGCAGCUGCUCGAGAUCUUUGUCGGUGGCUUUGGCGACGAUGCUGGUGGUGGUGGCGGUGCUGGCAAUGCGUCCCUGCCGGGCGUCCAGUGGCAUGGCAGGCGCGAUGUGCCCAUCCGGAGGAGGCUGACCAGGUUCGACCGGUCUAUGUUGGGUGUUGAGUGA
This is a messenger RNA of Microdochium trichocladiopsis, 1545 nucleotides long. RefSeq lists its product as uncharacterized. Bases 1 to 1545 code for a protein of 514 amino acids. The transcript has a single exon. Lineage: Eukaryota; Fungi; Ascomycota; Sordariomycetes; Xylariales; Microdochiaceae. The record is from RefSeq and is a predicted model, not a curated record.